Eubalaena glacialis (North Atlantic right whale) is the source of this 1125-nucleotide messenger RNA. RefSeq names its product G protein subunit alpha 15 (gene GNA15). NCBI's taxonomy places the organism in Eukaryota, Metazoa, Chordata, Mammalia, Artiodactyla, Balaenidae. Gene Ontology annotation, biological process: action potential; adenylate cyclase-modulating G protein-coupled receptor signaling pathway; phospholipase C-activating dopamine receptor signaling pathway. Gene Ontology annotation, cellular component: heterotrimeric G-protein complex. Bases 1 to 1125 code for a protein of 374 amino acids. The record is from RefSeq and is a predicted model, not a curated record. Gene Ontology annotation, molecular function: G protein-coupled receptor binding; G-protein beta/gamma-subunit complex binding; GTPase activity. The transcript has 7 exons.
AUGGCCCGCUCGCUGACCUGGCGCUGCUGCCCCUGGUGCCUGACCGAGGACGAGAAGUCGGCGGCCCGGAUCGACCAGGAAAUCAACAAGAUCCUCCUGGAGGAGAAGAAGCGGGACCGAGGGGAGCUGAAGCUGCUGCUGCUUGGCCCCGGGGAGAGCGGGAAGAGCACGUUCAUCAAGCAGAUGCGCAUCAUCCACGGGGCAGGCUACUCGGAGGAGGACCGCAAGAGCUUCCGGACCCUGGUCUACCAGAACAUCUUCGUGUCCAUGCAGACCAUGAUUGAGGCUAUGGAACGGCUGCAGAUCCCCUUCAGCUGGCCCGAGAACAAGCACCGGGCCAACCUGAUCAUGAGCCAGGACCCCUACAAGGUGACCACCUUCGAGAAGCAUUACGCCGUGGCCAUGCAGUGGUUGUGGAGGGACUCCGGCAUCCGCGCCUGCUACGAGCGCCGGCGCGAUUUCCACCUGCUCGACUCGGCAGUGUACUACCUGUCAAAUCUGGACCGCAUCACGGAGGAGGGCUACAUCCCCACCUCGCAGGACGUGCUCCGCAGCCGCAUGCCCACCACCGGCAUCAACGAGUACUGCUUCUCCGUGCAGAAAACCAACCUGCGGAUCGUGGACGUCGGGGGCCAGAAGUCAGAACGCAAGAAGUGGAUCCACUGCUUCGAGAAUGUGAUCGCCCUCAUCUACCUGGCCUCGCUGAGUGAAUACGACCAGUGUCUGGAGGAAAAUAACCAAGAGAACCGAAUGAAGGAGAGCCUGGCCCUGUUUGGCACCAUCCUGGAACUGCCCUGGUUCAAAAGCACUUCCGUCAUCCUCUUCCUCAACAAAACCGACAUCCUGGAGGAGAAGAUCCCCACCUCCCACCUGGCUACCUACUUCCCCAGUUUCCGGGGCCCGAAGCAGGACACGGAGGCAGCCAAGAAGUUCAUCCUGGACAUGUACACCUGCAUGUAUGCCAGCUGCGUGGACGGCGCAGACGGGGGCAGGAAGGGCUCGCGCUCCCGCCGCCUCUUCAGCCACUACACAUGCGCUACGGACACACAGAACAUCCGCAAGGUCUUCAAGGACGUGCGGGACUCAGUCCUGGCCCGCUACCUGGACGAGAUCAACCUGCUGUGA